UCUUCUCUGUCUACGAGUCACAAAAAAUAAAACAGAAAGACUGUAAGGAUGGCAGAGGACGACGUUAACUACGCAUCAGUUGUAUUUAAAUCUAACCAACGACAAAGAUCAGAAGUUAAAACGGAGGAAACUGUGUAUGAUGAAGUAAAGGUGCAAAAUCAGCCAACAGAACAAACUCCUGUCACAAAUGCCUCUGCAGAAUUCUUGCCUGACAAGAAAUCAAACAGCAGAUGUCGCCACUAUCAGCAGUUGGCUUGUUGUUUGGGCACGCUUUGUAUAAUUUUGGUGCUGGGCAUCAUAGCAGUCGGUGUCUACCAUGUCACAUUAAUUUAUGAGAAUGAUGAAACUGAGCUGAACCAACUGAAAGAAAACCAAACAACUUUAAAUGCUGUCAAUCGUAACCUGACAAAACUCAACAACAAACUCAGUUUAGACAAUGAAGACUUGAAGAGGAACCAAACCAAUCUCACACUCCAGAUGAACAACUUGACUCAAGCCUUUAAAGUCUUAGAAAAUGAGGUGACAAACUUGACAAAAGAAAACCAGAACCUUAAAGAGAAAAAUGAGCAGCUGAAGACUCAGAAUAAGGAGCUGGAGGCAGAGAAGAAAAACCUAACAGAACAAAUACAAAACUUGACGACAUCAUGGAAUGAGCUCAAUGUUAGUCGAGCUCAGUGGAGCAUUGAUGCCUACUGUCCCAAGAUCAAUGACAAUAACAACAGAAAGUGUAACGCCUGUCAGGCUGGCUGGCAAUUUAAUUCUAGCUGCUAUGCAACUAAUAAUGCAAACUAUGAUCAACGGAAAACCUGGGAAGAAGCUCAAAAAGACUGCAGAGGAAAGAUUUCAGAUUUGGCUGUUGCAAUUAAUGAAGAAGAAAUGAAAAUUAUUAGUGAAAAGAGUUGGAAAAAUAAUGAAAACAAAGGAUACUGGAUUGGUCUGAGAGUUGAAGAUGGGAAAUGGAAGUGGCUGGAUGGAAGGAAUCUGACUAAUAACUCCUGGAUUGACCAGCUUCCUUCUGCUGGUCACUGUGCAAUCUCUCUCCAAAACCAAGGAUUUAAAUCAGUGAGCUGUGAUGCGAAGAACCAAUGGAUCUGCAAGAAGAAAGCUUUGUCUGUUUGAAUACUGCAAAGUAAAUACUUCAGAAGACUACUGGAUAUUCAGAAACUACUAUAUUAAUAUUGAUGUUAAUAUCAAUAAAAAUAUUAAUGUAAUAUAUAAAUAGGAUAUUAAAAUAUGAAGACUGCUUUAUGAUUUUUGUAUAAUAAAUACGUGUAACGUAACAACGCUGUUCAAACUGCUGUAACAUGUUCAAGGUUCAAGGUUCUUUAUUCGUCACAUGCAUAGUUAUACAAGUAUGACACACAGUGAAAUGUAACCUGAUGGCCCGGAUGGCUUGGGGAUAGAAGCUCCUCUUGAGUCUCUCUGUCCUUGCCUGGAUUAUGCGGAACCUUCUACCAGAUUGCAGGAGUUGGAACAGUUGGUUGCCAGGAUGGGACGGGUCCUUCAGUAUCUGCGCUGCUCUAGUCCGGCAUCUCCUGGUGUAGGUGUCCUGAAGCGGGGGGAGAGCAAUCCUGCAGCAGCGUUCUGCUGUACGGAUCACUCUCUGAAGAGCUUUCUGGUCUUUAACACAGCUAUUCCCAAACCAGGAUGUGAUGUUCUGUGUGAGGAUGCUCUCCACAGCGCCUGUAUAGGAAAUCCUGAGGAUCUCUGGAGAGACCCUGAACUUCCUCAGUUGUCGUAGGUGGUACAGGUGCUGCCUAGCCUUUUUGGUCUGGACCUGAAUGUGGGCAGACCAUGUCAGGUCUGAGGAGAUGUGGACACCAAGAUACUUGAAGGACUGCACCCUCUCCACUUGAGCUCCACUGAUGAUAAUGGGCUUGUAGUCUCUGUGCUGACUCCUUCUGAAGGCCACCACCAGCUCCUUGGUCUUGUCUUGGUCAUGUUUAAUCACAACAAGGAAGAAGGAGAGCUGGCCUCCACAUUAGGACUUCACACUAUCAACACUAGAUGUUGAUCCAGAGAAGAAUAAAAGGUUCAGCUUAUUAAAUGAGUCUCAUGUUUUGUAUUUUAUACAUACUCUUUGUUAAAUCAAGUUCACAGUUUUCAAUACCAAGAUAAU
Messenger RNA from Pelmatolapia mariae (spotted tilapia), 2119 nucleotides. Its product is annotated as C-type lectin domain family 12 member B-like. The coding region runs from base 49 to 1119 and encodes 356 amino acids. The record is from RefSeq and is a predicted model, not a curated record. NCBI's taxonomy places the organism in Eukaryota, Metazoa, Chordata, Actinopteri, Cichliformes, Cichlidae. Gene Ontology annotation, biological process: regulation of natural killer cell mediated cytotoxicity. Gene Ontology annotation, cellular component: cell surface; plasma membrane. Gene Ontology annotation, molecular function: signaling receptor activity. The transcript is spliced from 7 exons.